Molecule: messenger RNA, 3841 nt
Organism: Phialemonium atrogriseum
Lineage: Eukaryota; Fungi; Ascomycota; Sordariomycetes; Cephalothecales; Cephalothecaceae
Exons: 4
Coding region: 136-3558 (1140 amino acids)
Biological process (GO): DNA damage checkpoint signaling; positive regulation of transcription by RNA polymerase II
Cellular component (GO): nucleus
Molecular function (GO): histone binding
Source: RefSeq, a predicted model, not a curated record
CAAGUUUGACAAUUCAAUUGGCACGAAGGCGUGGGUGGCAUAUCAGGCAUAAUAAACUCUCCAGUAUUGUCCUCACUGAUCCUAACAACCUGGGAGACUCAUGAUCAUGACAAGGGGCAGCCCCUCCAUGUCGCCAUGCCUGGCUCAGAAAACACCCUGAAGGCCGAGCACAAGGCCCUUGCUGGGGACAACGAAUCACAGGACAGCCAACAAAUUCUCGAAGCUUACAUGAGGCAGUAUGGGAUCGGCAAUACAAACUGUUCUCAGGAACCUGCUGAUCAGGUACUAAAACCCGGAACAAAAGAAUUUACAACACCUGGAGAUCUUGGGCUGAACGGCGAAAAGUUGCCAAUACUUUGCCUCGAGCCGCGAGACGCGAUUGUUCAAGAUCGCGAAUCCCCAAGAAGCUCAUCUGUCAACACUUUCGAGCCAGUAAAUGGUACAGUAAUUGACAAGGAAUUUGAGGGCCAGCGCUCAAGUGAACAACAGCUGGCAAACUCCUCGCUGGAUUGGCCAGUCGAUGGGGAACCUGUCGGCGCCGCAACGACAGAACAACCCAGAUCAUGCGUCACCAACAACAGCAUCAACUCUCCCCGCAAGGCUGAAUUCUCCAGUCCUGCGUGCCCGGUCAGGAUGGACUACCCAGAUUCUCCCACCCAGUCAAACGGUUCGAGGAAUUAUGACCAGUACUUGGAAUGCUCAAAUCCGGAACAGCCAAACCCCAGCGUACCCGCUGGCUUGGAACAGCACCAGCAAACUCUCACCCAGACAAGCUUCCAUGAGCCUAGGUCGCUGAAGGACGACGAUACAGGCGCAGUCAACUUCAGUCUGGAUAACAUACCAGGAACUCAUACCGCCGAAAGCCCGAGUUUGGAUAGCCCGGGACUUGAUCAUUUUGACACUCUCCCCUCACAAGAGCCAACCCGUCCGCAGUUUUGGCCACCGCCAGAGACGCCUGCUCCUCAGCAAAAUCCCUUCUCUAAAAACAGGUCGCAAUUACUUGCCACCUCGCAGCUCUUCAAAGGUACGCAGUACUCUUCGGCUGUGCGACCUCAGAUCAGCCCAACAUCAUCCAGGCCGUCACCACACUUCCUGAAUAAUUCAAUAUCACCCAACCCUAUCUCAUCUCCCGUCAAAUCACGGGGUUUGCCAGGUUCGAUCUUUCCGGCAACUUCAAGUCCGCCUGUCCCGUCGGGAAUCAUCUCUUCCCAACCUCGGGGGGAACAGAACCCUCUUGUUGAUGAUAUUGGGUAUGCAAAGCUUAGGCCGGCUCUGGAGCCCAUGGGCACUUAUGUGCCUAUGCAGAAGUCGCAGGAACGGCGCUCUACGUCCGAGGCACGCUCCGAGCCCCCCAGUCCGGACAGCAGUAUCGAUGGCGAUGAUGAGAUUGACCGUCGAAGGAGAGCAAGACACAAAAAGGAGGCCGCAUUGAAGCAACUUACGUCGAUCAGCUUCAGUCGCCAUCCCAGAUCAGAGAAUGUGGAAGUCCCAUCCACGAAUACCAAGAAGAGAGCCUUCCGGAUGCGGACACGGGAGUAUCUGCCGCAGGGUGGUGGUGAAGCCGAGACGAGUGAUGACUUGGAAGCCCCUGAGGAUACGGUCAAAAAUUCCCAGACGCAGCCCGAGAUACCUGGGAAUUAUAGCUCUUCACAAGCGCCGCGGUCGAUGCGGUCGACUCGGCGCAAUAAAAUGGUCCAAGGCAUCGAGAAAGCCAUAUCGAUGUCUAGUAUCCCUAGCAACCCCCCAGCCAGCUUUCCUGGAAGGAAUGUUUGCAACCUCCCUCCUAUCAGCACGGAGAUUGACUUCUCAAGUCGAGAUGCUAUUCCAGAGACAAGUCCAAUUGACAAACGCACCGGAAGGUUCUCUAGUAUGCCUGAGAAGACUUCCAGUGGCCUGCCCGAAUCAUCAUAUCCUGCUGUCAGUAGCGCCAUACCAGGAGAGCAAGGUCCCCAUGAGAUUCAGCCGGGGCCGUCGUUGUCAGCCCGAUCGUCCCCCGCUAGGCCAUCAGUUACUCAAGUAACGAAGGACAGCUGCCUUAGCCCUCCGCAAUUGGCAUCUCUGAUUCCUUGUGAGGAGGCUAUUGGAGAUUGUGGAGACUCGUCGCCCAGCCUCCCUGCUCUUAACGCAAGCCAGGUCUCGGACUUGCCAUCAUCCCCGCCGGCGCUCAGUACUAGAGCCAAGGAAAGACAGCCAGGGGCUUCCGCUGAGGAGACGCCGGCUGCGCCACCUAGCCCUCCAUGUCCUGCUCCUCUGCCAUCUACAUCCUCAUUAAGCAGCCUCAGUUCUACGCCGCCUCUAUCAACAAGCACAACGCCAGCAACACCAGCCUCGGCGUCUGCCGAGAAAGCUCCUUGCCCCAUGAGAGACGCGAACAAUUCUUCGCCUGCUGUAGCCAAGAACAGACGUCGCCUGAAACUGGGCGCUUUGCCCAAACUGAAAACGGCAGCAGAUGAUCACCUCGGAGCUUCGAGCCGGCGCAAGAGACAGCGGCUGUCGUGUUCAACAGAUGAGCUUACUCGCUCGCCGUCUCUAACUCCCACGUUUGAACAGAGCCUUCGAAACCCCAGGAUCCCGGCAUCAAGACUAGUGCGCACGUUCGCCAAGCCGCAGCCGGUGUCACGGGAGCAGAGUUGUCGGGGAACAAAGAUUUUUGAAGGCACCGCGUUUGCCAUAUCAUUCCAAUCCAAGAAGCCUAGCGAGACAGCAGAUCAGUACAGCGAGAGGAUGAAACUCGCCAAGACGAUCGAGUCGAAGAUCAGCCAGGCGGGAGGAAGGAUCGUGGAUGGCGGUUUCGACGAGCUCUUCGAGAACUUGCACGUCAAGAGUGCGACGACGAGUCCCAUCUCGCCGUCACAGCUGGACUCGGAAAUCAAACUGGUACCCGGCGCCAGGUCCCUGGGGUUCACGGCGCUGAUCGCCGAUGGGCACUCUCGCAAGGUCAAAUACAUGCAGGCGCUCGCCCUCGGCCUACCCUGCAUCGCCAGCCGGUGGGUCACGACGUGCCUGGACAGGAACGAGCUGGUCGACUGGGCGCCCUACCUGCUCUGCGCGGGCCAGUCGGCCUUCCUGGGUGACGCGAUCCGGUCGCGCAACCUCGCGCCGUACGACCCCGCCGGGGCGACGCUCGCCGGCACCGUCGAGCGGAGGCCGCGGCUCCUCGCGGGCAGCGGGAUUCUCCUCGUGAUGAAGAGGUCGGAGGAGGGCAAGAAGAUGGCCUACAUCUUCCUCGCCCGCGCCCUGGGCGCCUCGCUGUCGCGCGUGUACAGCCUCGAGGAGGCCAGGGCGAUGCUCAAGGCCGCCGAGGACCUCGGGCGACCCUUUGACUGGGUCUACGUCGACGAGAAGGUGGGCAAGGGCGCCCUCUUCAUGCCCGCCGGCGCCGAGGGCGGGGGCCGGGGCGAGAGCAGGAGCAAGAAGCGCAAAAGGGGGGCUGCCGCAGCGUCGGCUGCACCCCCGCCUGGCCCGCCGCCGAAGAAGAUACGCACCCUGAGCGACGAGCUCGUCAUCCAGAGCCUCAUACUAGGGAGGCUCAUCGAGGAGGGGGAGAUGGAGGAGUAAGUUAAGAUACACGGACUAAGCUGCAUUUUGCCUGUGUACGGAGAUGUAUCAAGAGCACGAUAAAGACGGGAGUGCUUGGUGGCAACCUCCUAACUCACCUUGUAGAGUUUUCAGAGACCAAGGUCGCUUGGGCCGUGUAAUAUAGAGAACCAAGAGUGAUGCUAGAAAUGUCUCGGGCACCUCACGCAUAGGGGGGCAUAUAGUGUCCAAGGGGAUAGAGAUGCACCAAAGUGUGUAUUAUCGACGUUAUUGGUACAUAAUAAUGUGACACUUUAAGUUGUGG